AUGAAUCAGAGCAUGUUCAGAAGCGAAGCAGGCGGCCAGGCAGACGUCUGGGGUGAGCUCGGAGACGUAUGGGCAAAGAAGGGGGUCCCUUGGAAGGAGGCGGACUGGGAACAGCCCUGGGCGCGGGACGCGCUAUUCUCGAGACGGACAUCGGCGCUGCAAAGAAGGGAAUCUAUGGACGCCUUAUGGACUAUAUUGCGGUCGGAAUCGGGACGUCUCGUUUGGAAGCUACAAUGCGAGAAAGUGAUUAGAAAACGGGGCGAGAACCUCACUCAAGCGCAGAAUGCCGCCUGGUGA
Messenger RNA from Dichomitus squalens LYAD-421 SS1, 297 nucleotides. RefSeq lists its product as uncharacterized. The record is from RefSeq and is a predicted model, not a curated record. Lineage: Eukaryota; Fungi; Basidiomycota; Agaricomycetes; Polyporales; Polyporaceae. Bases 1 to 297 code for a protein of 98 amino acids. The transcript has a single exon.